AUGAGCUCGAAGGUAUCUGAUCUGACGGACUAUGCAGCACACGAAGCAGAGAUGGAUGCACUGGUUCAGAAGCUGCAGCAAGCUGAGAGCCCGCUUCACCGCAUCUCUGGCAGUGCAGCAGGAGCAGCAGCAGCAGCAGCAGCAGCAGCUGCUGCUGCUGCUGCUGCUGCUGCUUCCUCCUCCUCAGAUCCCCCCGAGGUGUAUCAGCUGCAGCGGCAGCAGCAGGGUGUACAUGCUGUGCGAACCCGUGCUGCUGCUGCAGCAUCAUCAGCAACAGCAGCAGCAGCAGCAGCAGCAGCAGCAGCAGGAGUUGGUGGUCCUAGUGGCGCAGUCGAUCCAGGAGCAGCAGCAGCGGCAUCUACCGCCGCAGCAGCAGCAGCAGCAGCUGCUGCUGCUGCUGCUGCAGUUCAUAGAAACGAAGAACUGAUGCAUGCAGACGUACACUGCAGCAGCAGCAGCAGCAGCAGCAGCAGCAGCAGCAGCAGCGCUGCUGCUGCCUGGUACAGCUCCUGCCCCACAGCUGUCGAUGAGCCCCUCUCCCCAUACACCCCAACGCAGCGCAGCUGCUGCACUGCAGCAAUGCUUCCUCUUCUUUGA
Molecule: messenger RNA, 597 nt
Organism: Eimeria mitis
Lineage: Eukaryota; Apicomplexa; Conoidasida; Eucoccidiorida; Eimeriidae
Exons: 2
Coding region: 1-597 (198 amino acids)
Source: RefSeq, a predicted model, not a curated record